UACUCCUCUUCCCAUAUUCUUAAUUCCUUAGAUCAUCAUCAUCAUGGGUGUUUUCAAUUACGAGGUUGAGACCACCUCCGUUAUCCCUGCGGCAAGGCUGUUCAAGUCCUAUGUCCUUGAUGGCGAUAAGCUCAUCCCAAAGGUUGCACCUCAAGCUAUUACCAGCGUUGAAAACGUUGGAGGAAAUGGAGGGCCUGGAACCAUCAAGAAUAUCACCUUUGGCGAAGGCAGCCGUUACAAGUACGUGAAGGAGAGGGUUGAUGAGGUUGACAACACAAACUUCACAUACAGCUACACCGUGAUCGAGGGUGAUGUCCUGGGUGACAAGCUGGAGAAGGUCUGCCACGAGCUGAAGAUAGUGGCAGCCCCUGGUGGAGGAUCCAUCUUGAAGAUCAGCAGCAAGUUCCACGCCAAAGGUGACCAUGAGAUUAAUGCAGAGGAGAUGAAGGGUGCCAAAGAAAUGGCCGAGAAACUUUUAAGGGCGGUUGAGACCUACCUAUUGGCACACUCUGCUGAAUACAACUAAACCUCGUCUUGUGUCUUCGCCCAAUAAUAGCUUGUACGUGGCUUUCAUGUUUUUUUUUU
Molecule: messenger RNA, 585 nt
Organism: Corylus avellana
Lineage: Eukaryota; Viridiplantae; Streptophyta; Magnoliopsida; Fagales; Betulaceae
Product: major pollen allergen Cor a 1 isoforms 5, 6, 11 and 16
Biological process (GO): abscisic acid-activated signaling pathway; defense response
Cellular component (GO): nucleus; cytoplasm
Molecular function (GO): signaling receptor activity; abscisic acid binding; protein phosphatase inhibitor activity
Source: RefSeq, a predicted model, not a curated record